Messenger RNA from Cercocebus atys (sooty mangabey), 841 nucleotides. RefSeq names its product proline-rich protein 23C. The transcript has a single exon. Bases 1 to 792 code for a protein of 263 amino acids. The record is from RefSeq and is a predicted model, not a curated record. NCBI's taxonomy places the organism in Eukaryota, Metazoa, Chordata, Mammalia, Primates, Cercopithecidae.
AUGGGCAGCCGGCCCCGCAGUCCCAGCGCCUGCCUUGCGCCCUGGUGGGGACAGCAGCCAGGAGGACCAGGCCCUGCCAAGCGCAGCCGAUUGGAGGAGCCCGCGGACCCCGAACCCCGCGCGGCGCCCAGCCCGGAAGACCCGGCGGGGAUCCCGGCAGUGGACGCGCUCACCUCCGUGGUGGUCCUGGCCGCGGGCUGUGCCCUGCGUGUGCCCCUGGAGAACGUCGACCUGGUGCUGGAGCUCGCGCCUAUGUCGGUCCUGCGAGUGUCUCUUGGUGGACACACCCUCAUCCUGAUCCCGGAGGUCCUCCUAAGCUCCGUCGACGAACGCUCAGGAGCGCAGGGCGACUCGUCUGCCGGCCUGGAAGUGGACCUUUUCCUGGGCGCUCACGGGGAAGACGUCGUCGUCCAGCAGGAAGUCUUCUGCGCAUCUGUCCCAGAGAUCGCUGCCGAGGAAGAGGCCUACGAGGAGGACGCGGACUCUGAAUUCCCGGAGCUCUGCAUGGACUCCGCAUCCGGCUCAGCCGCUGGGCUCUACCCCUCCGCUAGAAGUAUGUUCAGCCCCUACCGGGAGGGCCCCAUCCCAGGGCCCUGUGCUCCGGCCUCCAACCCCAGUUCAGAGAGACGCUCUCCAAGCCCCAUCUUCGACCCAGAAUUCCACCUUCUGGAGCCUGUCUCCAGCUCACCUCUCCAACCUCUACCUCCCUCUCCAAGUCCAGGUCCCCACGCGCGCCCGGAGCUCCCAGAGCGCCCUCCGUGCAAGGCCCGGAGACGCCUGUUCCAGGAAUGAGCUGCCUCCCACAAUCCCUUGCCACGCUACUGGGCUCCAGGCGACUGUC